Molecule: messenger RNA, 4509 nt
Organism: Saitoella complicata NRRL Y-17804
Lineage: Eukaryota; Fungi; Ascomycota; Saitoellomycetes; Saitoellales; Saitoellaceae
Exons: 3
Coding region: 236-4477 (1413 amino acids)
Biological process (GO): astral microtubule depolymerization; mitotic spindle assembly
Cellular component (GO): mitotic spindle midzone; microtubule organizing center; spindle microtubule
Molecular function (GO): microtubule binding
Source: RefSeq, a predicted model, not a curated record
AUGGAAACAAUCAAACAAACCUUAUAUACUCUUCUAUCAUCCCUAUUCCCCAGUAAACCCUUUAUACACGUCGCUGCACGACAUCAAUCGGGCUGCAUACACGAAGCUUACGACGUUGCAGCUUGUAAACAUUCAGCCUCGAAAUCAACAACCGCGUCGACGAUUCGACAAGAACGCUCCAUCGACAAUCGCGACCCAUUGACAGCGGGUUUGUUCGGCUUGCGCUUAUACCACGAUGUCUGUACAAGACGCUCACGAUCUGUUGAGCUCACUGAGAGGAGCUAACAGUACCGAGAAGGAAAGACUGUUGAUUGUGGUCAAGACGGAGAUUAAGAAGAGUGGAGUUGAUCCUGAUGCGAUUCAAUUGCUCUUCGAAGCACUCAAGCUGGGUGUUCAAUCAGUCAGUCCAACUGUUUCGUUUACAUCUCUCACCACACUCACGAACCUAAUCAAACGUGUCAACCUCCAAGAACCCGCAAGACUCCGCGCCCCAUCAUCUACCAUCCUCCCCCUCCUCAUCGAGCGUCUCGGCGACGUAAAAGACAAGACACGACUUUACGCCAUGAGCGGCUUGGUAGAAAUGUGGAAAGGUGCGCCGAUGGAGACUGAAAAGGUUAUGAAGGAACUUGGAUUGAGCCACAAGAAUUACCGGAUCAGGGAACAGAGUUUGACUUGGAUCAUGGAGGCAUACCGCACAAAUGCGAGCUUUAUGUUCCGAUCUUUUGUGCCGUACAUGCUGAAGCUACUCGAGGAUGCGAAUGAGAUGGUCCGGGAAACGUCGAAGGAAGUGGUGGUGGAGAUGCACCGGAGCGCAGGCAGCGCAGCAAAGGCGGAUCUGAAACGCGAAUUGCUGAGGAAGAACAUCCGAAGGAGCAUUGCGACGUAUGUACUGUCACAACUGCAACUCGCGGACGCCUCUGAACUCGAGCAAUUGAGGGCCGAGGAGGAAGUCGAGGAGAAGCCCGUACAGAAGCGUGUAGCGAGCAUGGGCGCCAGCAUCGGCACAGCAAGUCACGCACCUUCGAGUGUCGCCGGUAGUGUUGCCUCGACAUAUGUCGGCAGCAUGCCCGGUGGCGAAAUGGAGCCCCUCGACCCCGUCUUCGUUCAAUCAGCUCGCGACCUCGAACGCGAGAUGCAAGACAUGCUCCCACCCUUUGAAGGCCGCGAAUCCGAACACAACUGGGCGCAACGCGAAAAGAACUGUAAUCGAAUCCGACAGCUGCUGCGCGGUAACGCGUACAAAGACCAUUCAGCUCUAUUCCUGGCGCAAUUCAAGACGCUGGUGGAGGGUGUUACGAAGGCCAUCCAGUCACUUCGGACAACGCUGUCUCUGGUUGGGUGUCAGGUUGUUAAGGAUCUUGCUAUAGUUGCGGGACCGGGGAUUGAUCCGUUUGUGGAUCAAAUGCUAACGGUACAGAUUAAGCUUGCGGCUGUUACGAAGAAGAUUGCGUCGGCUUCGGCUCAAAUUACUACCGCGGUCAUUCUUGCGAAUGCGUCGUAUAAUGUGAAGACUAUGCAGCAUCUCUGGUUCGCGUGCCAGGAUAAGAACGUGCAACCACGACUCUACAAUACCGGUUGGCUUCGCGUCUUCCUCGAGAGUCACGCGGGCUCCAAAUCUCAGAUUGAGCAUACAGGAGGCCUGGAAGUCCUUGAUAAAAUUAUAAAGAAGGCACUCGCAGACGCCAACCCGCAAGUCCGUGAGGGAAUGCGUGAGACAUUCUGGAAAUGGGCGGAUAUUUGGCCCGAGAGAGUGGAGGCGUUCAUGAAGAGUCUUGAUGCGAACACGAGGAAGGCACUGGAGAGGACGAAUCCCAAUGUUGGUGCUGCGGCGUCGAGCUCGAGACCGGCGAGCGCAAUGGAGAUGCGUGCGAGUUCCAGGGGUUCGGUAAGGAGUGAGGCCGGUGGAUCAGGAUCGAUGUUGCCGCCGCGUGUUCCACAGAAGGACGGGUUUAGCGCCAAGAUUGCCGUGAAGAAGAAGGUCGAGGGUAAUGCGCCUCCAGCUGCUGCUGCGCCGGCAGGCGGUCUCUCUUCUGGCCCUAUGCGUGGUCUGGGAUUGCCUCAGCGACCUCCGUCAUCCCUACGAAAAGCCGUGACGAGCCCACCGCCGGCUGAUCGAAGGCCUCAGAGCCCGAGUGUCAGCUCGCAUGCGACGAAUGGUAUUUCUGAGCGCCCGAGUCCGUCGCAAUUGAAGAGGGAUGUGUUGUCUCCUUCGCCUUCAAGACGCAUGAUGGCGGCGUCGCCGAGAAUAGGCGCUGCGUCGCCGUUACGGCAUAUGUCGCCUACCGCAAGGAGAACGGGGAACUUGUCGGUACUCCAGCAGCUGAACGAUGCCGAUCCCAAAGUCCGGAUUGAUGGUAUUGUCACGAUUGCUUGUCUCUUCGCGAAGAAAACUCCACCGAAUGCGCCGAAUGGGCAGCCACCUGUUCUACCUCCUGCGGAUUUGCUGGGUAAAUCACUUCAUAGUUUGUUGAAUGACCCGACACCGGAAGUGGUGGAGCAUUUGCUGGCGCCUGAAGUUAUUCCUGAGCUCGUGAAGGUCGUGCCCGUCGAACAGAUCGUGCCGAGAGUCUUGUUGAUGAGCGAGUCCGACGAGGGCGAGUACAACAACGCUGUCGUUACAACUUGUCUCCCAGCACUUAAACAAUUGCUGACCCGGGAAGAGGCAGCAGAUCAGACAAUGAAGACCAUGACCAACAUGGGUGUUUCUGGUGUGGUUCCACGUAAGAUGUCUGCGUCUGUUUACACAAUGACUCAAAAGCGCAAGAUCAUCCACGGACUUCUCGCCUGGAUGAAUGAGUUGUUCGAGGACCAUAUCCAGGAGAAGGAGGUGGGCGGAGAGGGCAAUGCCACUCUGAACGAGGAGUAUCGGACCUGGGUUAACCGCAUUGUUCCUAUGAUCAAGAAUACUAAACCAACGUCGGCUAACUACAUCCCUCUGGGUGCUCUCUUGAAGAGCGUCAGGAGGGCUGAUCCGGAGACUUUUGAUAAGGUUUUGCAGACGUUCGAUCGUGACAUGGUAAAGGCCUUGCACAAGGCAUGGGGAGCCGAGGAUGAGGAUCACACUGUCACUAUUCCAGAAGAGAAGGCCGCCGCAGUUGAGGAAGUAUUGGGGAGUAUUCCCGAGGUCGGUGGUACGAUUCAACCUCCCUCAUCUGACUCGGAUAUGAUGCCUCCACCAAGCUUGCCCGUACGAAAUAAGUCUCAAUCCCCCCCGGCGAUAUCCGAUUCGGAAAAGGAAAAGAUGCCGGACUUCUACAAUGCACCCAAACCGUCGUUCUUAGACGUCAACAACGGUUUCGACGACGAGAAUCUGACUAUGAUUCAGUUUCCCAAAAUAAGUAUGGCAGUCAUGGCAGUCCCACCGCCGCCUCCACCACCGCAGGUGUAUGAGGAUAAAGAUGCGGAGAUGACUGAGGCGCCGACUACGCCGAUUCAGGCGGAUAAGUUGUUGUUCAACCCUCAUAUUUCUGUACGGAAGCCGAGGGGUACGUCUCCCGAACGAGAAGCGUUCUUCUCUCUAUCACCCGAGAAGGAGAAGAAUGGAAACACUUUGGUGCCUGCUGUCGUCGUUACCCCACAAGAGCUUCCUCAAAUUGAGAACCUCAAUAUUGAGGCUAAACCAUCAUCGGAGCCGAAAGAUGAGGUCGUGCCUGGAAGCAGUUGGUUCAGGAGACAUAUGAAGUCCAUGUCAUCAGACGAGCCAUUACCCGAGGACGCGGAAGAGCAGACGAAGCUCUUGUCGGCUUUGAUUGCCAGGUUGAAGGCGAAUGAGAUCGAUAGGCAUGAUUAUAAGAAAUUGCAGCAGCUCGCGAGUCAGCAUCCCGUUCGUCUACCACAGAAUGGCAGCGAUGCACCAACACCAGCCGCGGCGUUCGAUAUUUGGAAAGCGGGGGAUGUCUAUGAUGAGUUGUUGUCCGCUACCCUCGCCUCGCUACAAUCUGGCAAUAACCGAAAAUCUGGUUUAUUGUUGGUGAAGCAACUUCUCCAUGCUCAGGCACCAUAUCUCGAGGGUAAUGAGCCCGCGUUGAUGAAGACCUUGUUGGAUGUCAGGGUCGACACCGAUCAACACGUCACCACCGGGAUCGAUGAGACAAUGAUGGAACUCGUCCACAUCAUCGACUCACGAAAGGGAACAAAGAUCCUCCUCGACUACCUCGUUCCCUACACCCGCGGUAACCAAUUCACCCCCUCCCCCCGACCCGACAGCAUAACCCUCUCCCUCAACACCCUUGCCUCCUUCCUCCGUCGUGUCCCGCGCGCGGACCUCCAAACCCACAUCAACUCCCUCCGUCCCCUCACCAUCAAAGCCAUGUCUGACGCUGAUCCCGAGGUUCGGAGGGCGUGUGUACAUGUUUGUACGAGUAUGCAUGUUGUGUGGCGAAACGAUCGGGAGUUGUUUGAGGGGGUUUGGGGGGAGUUGGAUGGGGGAAAGCAGAAUUUGUUGAAAUAUUAUUUUGAGACGGUGGGGGAGGACUAAUUGUGAGAAAAGGGAGGGAUAUGGGGUGUAAG